AUGCUCUUUUUCUUUCCAAUAGCGCUCCUCGCGCUCCUCACGCCCACACUCCACGCCACCUCCCCCAACACCUCCCCCGUCGACAUGACCAUAUCCCUCACAUCAACAACGCGCAUCACACUCGCUACGACUGUGACUGUAACCAUGACGAUGACUUCCGCCAACGCCAACGCCAACAUCAACGCCAACGCCGAUAUUCCAACCCGCGAGGUCGUUACGGCGCCAACCAUUGCCACUGCCAUCGCAACUACGCCAACGACGCCUACAGCGUCUUCGCCUCCAACGUCAAACUCAGCCACGACGCAAGGUCUCAGCAAUGGCGCGCUGGGAGGAAGGGGGGUGGGGUAUAGUGGUUUGGGCGUGGGCGUGGUUGUUGCGGGAUGGGUGGGUGUUUGUGUUUAUGUCUGA
Messenger RNA from Dothidotthia symphoricarpi CBS 119687, 408 nucleotides. RefSeq lists its product as uncharacterized. NCBI's taxonomy places the organism in Eukaryota, Fungi, Ascomycota, Dothideomycetes, Pleosporales, Dothidotthiaceae. The transcript has a single exon. The coding region runs from base 1 to 408 and encodes 135 amino acids. The record is from RefSeq and is a predicted model, not a curated record.